AUGGGGUUAGCAUCGUCUAAAUUGGUUGAUUCUCUUAUGGAGGUUGAUCAUGAAGAAAUUGAUCGUUUACGUAAAAGAUUUAUGAAAUUAGAUGCUGAUAGUAGUGGUACUAUAUCAGUUGAUGAAUUCAUGGCUAUCCCGGGUGUUGCGUCAAAUCCAUUAGCUUUAAGAUUAAUUGAAACAUUUGAUAUAGAUGGUAGUGGAGAUGUUGAUUUUAAAGAAUUUAUUACAGGUUUAAGUAUAUUUAGUGGUAAAGGUCUUAAAGAUGAUAAAUUAAGAUUUGCAUUUCAAAUAUAUGAUGUUGAUAAAGAUGGAUAUAUAUCAAAUGGGGAAUUAUUUAUUGUUUUAAAAAUGAUGGUUGGUAAAAAUCUUGAUGAAGAUCAAUUACAACAAAUUGUUGAUAGAACAAUAAUGGAAAAUGAUGUUGAUGGAGAUGGGAAAUUAAGUUUCCAAGAAUUCAAAAGAGCAGUUGAAGAUACUGAAGUUGCAAAGACAUUAACAUUGGAAAGUUUUUAA
Molecule: messenger RNA, 516 nt
Organism: Hansenula ciferrii
Lineage: Eukaryota; Fungi; Ascomycota; Saccharomycetes; Phaffomycetales; Wickerhamomycetaceae
Gene: CNB1
Product: calcineurin regulatory subunit B
Exons: 2
Coding region: 1-516 (171 amino acids)
Molecular function (GO): calcium ion binding; calcium-dependent protein serine/threonine phosphatase regulator activity
Source: RefSeq, a predicted model, not a curated record